This is a messenger RNA of Nymphaea colorata (pocket water lily), 3125 nucleotides long. RefSeq lists its product as uncharacterized. The coding region runs from base 421 to 2592 and encodes 723 amino acids. NCBI's taxonomy places the organism in Eukaryota, Viridiplantae, Streptophyta, Magnoliopsida, Nymphaeales, Nymphaeaceae. The transcript has 14 exons. The record is from RefSeq and is a predicted model, not a curated record.
GGGAGGGCUCGCUCUGUCUUCUCGGAAGAGCGAGCGGGGAGAAGAGUGAAGAAAUCCCGUGAAUGUGUGAGUGAGAGGAGCACCGUCGAUCUCCUUGCCCGGAAGAUUCUCUGACCGUCGAUCUUACGCCAUUCUUCUGCAGAAGCUUCUUCUUCUUCUCUCUCUCUCUCUCUCUCUCUUUCUUUCUUUCUGGAAGAUCCUUUGGACGGCAGGGAUUUCCUGUGAACAAUCGGGCGAUGGUUGUCCGCCGGACGGCUGUUUUCCUUUGUAGCAUAGGCCUUGAAGAUCGAGGAGGCGGAAGAGGAGGCGUCGCAGUCCAGGAUGCAGCCGGCGACGAAGAAGAGGAGGAUGUCCUGUUCGGCGUAUCUGCUUCUACGCCUUUAUGGACAUCGGUGAAGAGAGGGAACAAGAGGAAAAGGAAUGGACAAGCGUGGAAACGCAGCCAAGUAUCCUCUGAGGCGACGGCUUUCUGCGACAUCUGGAUCCAAAAUUGUCUCCGUCUACAAUGGAGGAGGGGCCGUAGAUUUUGCAGACCGGGAGAAGAAACCCAGAAGGUGGCAGGAGGAAGAGGUGGUGGUGGUGGAGGGGGCAGAAAGAAAGAAAGAGGCGUCUUAUGCUCAUAGAGCCGGCGGGUCUAGCCCUGACGUCGACACGGAGGAGAAGAUUGUCGCCAGUGACAUGGUCGAUGUUUCUGAGGGAGAAGAGGCCACCCGGCAACCCAAGAGGGUGGCCAAGAUCCAUAAUCAUGGAAAGGCAUUGGACGACUGUAAUACGGUUGAUCCCGCUACGGUGCCUCGGAAGUUGCGGUCUGCUAUGAACAAGCGCAAUCGUGAAUCUAUUUCCCCACCAUUGCCGGAAUCAAAGAAAUGCAAUGGCUCCAGUGGAAGUAGAUUGACACCCAUGGGAUAUUCAAAUGGCAUAAAGAAAUCUAGACAGAGCCUGAAGCAGGCCAAUGCAAUGGACAGAUCCCCAAGGACAACAGUUCCCAUAGCGGUAACAAAAACUGAAGAAGAAGUGGCAGAAGCUCUGUAUGACUUGUCAAGAAUGUUUACUGGUAGUCCUGUUAGAAGCAAAACUGCAGAGACAGAAAUUGAAGAAACAAAACCAUUGCCUUCGCCAGAGGAGAGACCUAAUAGAUUGCCUCUUGAUUCUGCUGCUGAAGAUGCUAAGAAGAGGGAACAGGAGAUGGUUGAUGCGUCUACUGAUGAUGUAUUGAGAAAUCCUGUUGACGUUAAAACUUCUGCAGAUCCUACUACCAUUAUAGCCCAACCUCGUGCUGCUAUCCCUCUCCCUGAAAAGCUUGAUCUAGAGUCCCAUGUUCAGUUGGAUCCACAUAACAAUACUCAGUUCGAGAAAAAAUCAUCAGCGCUACCAUUAACUGAUGUUUCCAAUGUACCGGUGCCUCCACGUGGUGACUCUGAGAAAGGAUUGAUACAACCUCCCAUGUCUGAUUUGCUUCCACCAGAUCAAGCCGAGAAAGGACCUCUGCAGUCUGAAAUCUUCGUUGUGAAAAGGUUGGAGCCUUCUGAAAACCUUGAGACAUGUGCAUCCCUUGGGAGCAUGCCAGGAGUUGCUCCUCCACUUUCAAGCCACAACAUGAACUACGGUUCAUACACUGAUUUGGAUUUAUCAGGACUGUCUUCAACGAAGACCACGGCAUUGGGAGGUUCAAAAUCUGCUGUUUCUACUGGAAAGUGUCCAGAUUCUGCAAAGCAGACAUGGAAACGAUGUGCUAUUCAUGUGCAUCUAUGCCACUUUAUACGUUGCCACCAAAAUGAUAGCAAGCUUCCCACGUGGGCGGUUCUCUCUUGGCAACAACCAUCAAGGGUAAACGGGGAUACCCAGAAAACUGGUACCAACUCUGUUUAUAAUCACAGCAUCUCGUCCAGCCCAACAGCACAUUCUACUGUCGAAAGGAAUCCAAAGAGCGGGUGCUCCCAACUGAUUCAAGGGAAAAUACCAGCUUUCGAUGGGGUACAGUCUGGGGAAACACAGGGUAUCGACUUUUUGUCACUAUCUCCAAGUGCUAGUGAUGGAGCUAAAUUAAGGAGACUAAACUCUGGCGCAGUAGAGUCCACCCUGCCUGCCCCUUCUUCCUUCUUGAGUUCUGUCCAGCACCGGUCGCCCUUCUCCAUCCAACCUGCACAGCUCCACACGGGGUACACAGACCAGCAACUAGCAGCAACUGCUUCCCAGCAGAUGCAGGUUCAGUUUCAGGUACAGUUGCCUCAGUAUAUUGCUAAUCCGUUCCUCAACCCUCAUUUCGCGGCUACUGCAGCGACUACUCCGGCGGGGAAGCAGCAACAACAGCAGCAGCAGCAACUUUGGGUGUCGCAAAUGGCACAAUACCAUCAAGCUGCUCAAUUUCCAAAGUGGUCAAAUGGAAGGAACGACGUGGCUUCUCUCCUCCCCAGCAGCCAGCCUCUGUCUUUGCUGGACCCAUUGAGCAACACAUUUGCUCAAAGCCAACAGCUUUUUCCCUUGACUUCAGCCCGGAACAAGAACCAGCAGCCCCCGCCACAGCGACAGCAAAUUUUCCGGUCGGAGGGUCCAUCCCAACUGCAGCUUCUGAGCAAUGGUGAUCGUAAGUGAAAUCUGCAUCCAUACAAAAUUACAAACUAAUGGGACAUGCUGUUACCUGAAAUCAAUUUUGACACUGCGACGUCUGCCUAGUCAAAGCAUCUAUCAUGGAGGUUGAUUCUCUUGAUCUCUGGAUGAGGACGUCACAGAGCGUUCCGUUCGGAUCACUUGGAUGGCAAAUUCUAAAGAUCGGACGGGGAGAACGGGCAAGUUGAUGUUUAUUCGCUCGAGAAGUAUUAAAAGGCACCAAAGCAUAUGCUGGAGCGGCAGGGCAGAUGUAUGGAAAUGAAUCGUGUAGAAAUCAGCCCUCGUCAACAAUGUAUAUUCCAUUUCAUGCUUAGUCUCAGAAUGUUAUCACGUUCUGCGGCUUUAGGAGCUUAUGUGGAAGUCGUCAGUGGUGGAGUCGGAGAUUAAAAAUUUCUUGUGCAGUGGCAUUACUUCAAAAACCUUAACGUCGAAUGCAUAAUGAAAUGAUUGAGGGCACUAUGCACAUUAAUGAGGCGCACCAAGUUCCAAUAUAUAAAUAAAUAAACGAUUGAAGAUCA